Candidula unifasciata is the source of this 1415-nucleotide messenger RNA. NCBI's taxonomy places the organism in Eukaryota, Metazoa, Mollusca, Gastropoda, Stylommatophora, Geomitridae. The record is from the annotation of a GenBank genome assembly.
AUGGUCACUCACACUGGACGAGACAACGCCUGUGGGUUCUGGACAUGCAGGCCAGAUUUCCUGCAACCGUGUGCCAAAAUUGGCGUCUUCUCGGCUUUCUACAGCAUUGCUGCUCUGGUCAGCUCCACACUUAACUCGUACGUCAAUUCACAAGUAACCACACUUGAGAAACAGUUUGGCUUUAACUCGCACCAAAGUGGCAUUAUCAUGGCCGCAAACGAUAUGGGGUACCUGGUCUGUGUCUUGUUCGUCGGAUACGUGGCCUCCAGGAGCCACAUACCCAAAUCUUUAGGUGUUGCCACAAUCACGUUUGGACUAUCUGGCCUCAUCUGCUCACUUCCCCAUUUCCUGUUUGGAGCUACUGUUAACGCCAACCCGGCGGGCGAUUACGACAACGUCACUGCAACUUUGGAGGCCGCCCGCAAACAAGUGGCCACAUCUGGGCGAAUGUGUGAUCAGUUGAACAACACCUAUGACUUCUGUGAAAGUGGCGCAGCCUCAAAAUCCGAUCUAACCAAAGCCGUCUCUCAGGAAAGAAUAGCACUGGCAUCUUUCUACAUCAUCGUCAUCGGAAUGGCCAUUCAGGGUUUCGCUAAAGCUCCCAGGUUGUCCUUUGUGGUCACGUUUGUUGAUGACAAUACAGCCAAGGCCAACACUGGCUUUUACGUGGGUAUUAUAACAGCUGUUGGAGUCCUUGGACCAGCAUGUGCCUACCUGAUGGGUGGACUUUUUAGCCGGAUGUAUGUCACACUACAAGCCACAACACUAACCCCAGGACAUCGAAGAUGGAUCGGGGCCUGGUGGCUGGGCUAUGUAGUCUUUGGUUCUUUGGCUCUCGUCAUUUCACUUCCGCUCUUCUGGUUCCCCCGCAAGCUGCCACAGAACAAAGACAAAACAAGUCACCAGGAGGAUUUAAAAAUAGACGGAAACUCGGUCAAGAAAGCUCUGACACAAAAUGGUACAGACUCCAACCCGGGAACACACAAAAUUAUUGCUACAUCUGAGAACCAGCACAAGUCUUCCAUCAAGCGACCUAAUGUAAAGUUUAUGCUGCGGCAUUCAAGAGAUUUCCUGGCUUCCUUGUACCGCCUGCUGACCAACCCGGUCUACGUGCUGAUGGUCAUCUCCUCGUGUUUCAACAUCUUCACCGUGGCCGGCAGUGUCUCCUUCACGCCCAAGUACCUGGAGAGGAUGUUUCACCUGCCGGCUUAUAAGGCCAACUAUAUCAUGGCUGCACAGACUCUAUGCACGUCAUCUAUCGGAUCUUUCAUCGGCGGUUACGUGUCCAAGAGAAUGAAGAUGACAGCGAUGAAAGGGAUCAAGUUCUGCACGGUCCUUGUGGCCGCUGGUUUCAUCUGUCAGGUGAUUGCCUUCUUCCUGAAAUGUGACCAGCCGGAGGUACACAACUGGCCGAG